CGCGAUAGUUGAGUGUGCGGGGACGCGCGCCUGAGAGGAGCAGCAGUGAUGGCGGACGCGGAGCUGACGCUGGACCUGACUGACAGCAAACAUGAAGAAUCAGGCGAUUCUCCCACUGACGAAGGAGACGCGGAGCCCCAGCAGACGCAGGAGAACACGAAUGGCGUCAAAACCGACGCCGAGGAGAAGCCGGAGCCCAAAGAGAAGAGCCGAAAGUCGCACCGCUACCAUCCCUACAAAGAGCGUCACGGCGGCGGCGGCUCGGCGGACAAGAAGGCCGCCCACAGGAACCGGGUGUUCAUUAGCAAUAUCCCUUAUGAUAUGAAGUGGCAGGCAAUUAAAGAUCUAAUGCGCGAGAAAGUUGGUGAGGUUACAUACGUGGAACUCUUUAAGGAUGGAGAAGGAAAGUCAAGGGGCUGCGGUGUGGUUGAGUUUAAAGAUGAAGAGUUUGUGAAGAAGGCUAUUGAGGUCAUGAGCAAACAUGAUCUGAACGGACGGCCGCUGAACAUCAAGGAGGAUCCGGACGGUGAGCACGCGCGGCGCGUCCUGCAGAGAUCGGGCCGCAUGUACGGAGGUGGCCGAGGGCAGGACACCGGUCCGACCGGGAUGAACGUCCCUCCCUCCAUCGCCAACAACCCCAACAUCCCUCCAGAGAUCAUCAGCGCGCUGCAGGCCGGACGGCUGGGAACCACCGUGUUCGUCGCCAACCUGGAUUUUAAGGUGGGCUGGAAGAAGCUGAAGGAGGUGUUCAGUAUGGCGGGGACGGUGAGGAGGGCCGAUGUCAAAGAAGACAAAGACGGGAAGAGUCGAGGAAUGGGAACGGUCACCUUCGAGCAGCCGCUGGAGGCCGUACAGGCCAUCUCCAUGUUCAACGGUCAGAUGCUGUUUGACAGACAGAUGCAUGUGAAAAUGGAUGAUAAAUCACUUCCUCCAGAUGACUUCAGGCCUGCAGAGAAACCGCCACAGUUACCCAGAGGUCUGGGCGGAGUCGGGAUGGGUUUGGGUCCCGGCGGUCAGCCAAUAAAUGCCAACCGUCUCAGUGGAGGGGCCGUCGGCUCCAUGGGACCUGGAGGGAUGGACGGGCCAGGAUGCAGCAACAUGAACCGCAUGAGUGGGAUGGGCGGAGGUUUUUCCGGGAUGGACUGUGUGGGUGGAAUGGGAGGAUUCGGUGGCAGAGACAUGGGACCCAUGAGCCGAAUGGGAGACAUGUAUCGAUCUGGAAUGACAGGGAUGGACCGAGACUUUGGCAGAAGUGACAUGGGAAUGAACCGCCCGUUCGGAGACUCGUUUGGAGGUUUAGGUGGAGGAUAUACAGGAAUGGGGAAUGCUGGGAUGGGACCCAUGGGCUCUGGAUUAGGAGGAGGAGGGAUGGUGAACAUGGGAAUGGACCGCAUGAACUCUGGCUUCGACCGGAUGGGCGGGAACAUGGACAUGGGGCGUGGCUUCGGCCAGUACGGAGGCGGCUCAGGUCACAUGGGUGGAAUGAGUGACAGGGGGGUGGGGUCUAAGGCCGGAUGCCAGAUCUUUGUGAGAAACCUCUCGUAUGAUUUGACCUGGCAGAAGCUCAAGGAGAAGUUCAGUCACUGUGGUCAGGUGAUGUACGCUGAAAUAAAGAUGGAGAACGGCAAAUCCAAAGGCUGCGGGACUGUGCGUUUCGACUCUCCUGAGAGCGCCGAGAAAGCCUGUCGAAUGAUGAACGGAACCAAGAUCAACGGAAGAGAGGUCGAUGUUCGUAUCGACCGGAACGCUUAAACCUCCGCCCACACACUCACACACACUCACACACACUCACUGACGUCACACAGAGCCCAGCUUUUGUUUUGUUUUAAAAACAUCAUGACUGUCAUAUCAGCACUCUCACCAGCCGCUUCAGCUCCAUGUGUUAGUGACCACCGCCCUUCUUUUUCUUUUUUUUGUAAACAUUUUAAUUUGUGGGACGUUCGUCUCGGACUAAAUUUUAAAAAAUAAAAAGCUGGCUGUUGUCAA
Labeo rohita (rohu) is the source of this 1986-nucleotide messenger RNA. It is a transcript of the gene myef2, whose product is annotated as myelin expression factor 2. The record is from RefSeq and is a predicted model, not a curated record. Bases 49 to 1752 code for a protein of 567 amino acids. Gene Ontology annotation, molecular function: mRNA binding. Gene Ontology annotation, biological process: regulation of mRNA stability involved in response to oxidative stress. Lineage: Eukaryota; Metazoa; Chordata; Actinopteri; Cypriniformes; Cyprinidae. Gene Ontology annotation, cellular component: cytoplasm; post-mRNA release spliceosomal complex; nucleus. The transcript has 17 exons.